Messenger RNA from Fusarium odoratissimum NRRL 54006, 2016 nucleotides. RefSeq lists its product as uncharacterized. Gene Ontology annotation, biological process: regulation of DNA-templated transcription; DNA-templated transcription. The record is from RefSeq and is a predicted model, not a curated record. Lineage: Eukaryota; Fungi; Ascomycota; Sordariomycetes; Hypocreales; Nectriaceae. The coding region runs from base 1 to 2016 and encodes 671 amino acids. The transcript is spliced from 5 exons. Gene Ontology annotation, cellular component: nucleus. Gene Ontology annotation, molecular function: zinc ion binding; DNA binding; DNA-binding transcription factor activity, RNA polymerase II-specific.
AUGUCUGAUCAAAGUCCUCACGAAACGGACCUCUGUUCUACUCACAGUGCCGCGGAUCUUAGCACUCCGACCGCUCGUCCCCCCCCUCAUCGCCGCCGGGAUAAGAAGCAGCUUUCGUUGAAAUGUGACAGGAAGCAGCCAUGCUCUGCUUGUGCAUCACGCAACUUGAGCUGCUCCUUUCCCAGUGCUCGCGCACCCCGGCUUGUGUCGCGGCCGUCACCUGCAACCCAAAUUGCGCAAAAGCCGAGCCUUUCAGUUCUUGAGGACAAAGUUAGGUCCUUAGAGCAGAUGAUGAUAUCGACUUUGACUACCAUACGUCACGAGCGGCCUGACCUUGAGGCUUCGUCACCCUUGAGCAACAGCGGGAUCUCGCCACGACCUCACCUAGCCGAGGCUGGGACGAUGCGCUGUGGUAACCAAGGGACAGAGUAUUUCGGAGGCGUUCACUGGGUUGCUAUAAUGGAUGGCAUAGCGGAAUUGAAAGGCCACUUUGAGAAUCUCAAUGAGAGCCAGUCUCCCGGAAGACACGGUCGGGAAGUACCCGACGAGUCGCGCCAGCGCCCACUCUUGCUAUACAGCGGUACACGGGCGCCUCCAAAGGAAAUGCUGAUUUCUGAGUUACCUGAGAAAAACAUAGUAGACAGGAUGGUGUUUUAUUAUUUCAGUGAGAUGUCGAUGAUGCCACUGAUUGCCCUUCAUUCCCCGACGUUUCUUCAACAAUAUGAACAAUUCUGGGCCAACCCUGGUGAAGUGUCCAUCCACUGGAUCGGUCUCCUGUACAGCAUACUUAGUGUAUCGACCAUAUUCUCACGCAAAUCGGAAGCCCCAACCAGUAAUACCAUGUCGAACUCCGGGUACACUGCGCAGUAUUCAGAGUAUGCCCAUCAUAUGGUACACUGCCUAAAGGCCGGAGACUAUGUUCGAGGAGGACCAUACAUUCUUGAGACACUGAUCAAUUACAUAGUACUGGAGCUUAUGAUGGCAUCUCCCUCGCCGGAUGUCCAUUCAGGAAUAUGUGCGACAACAGGGCUGAUGACGCAGAUUGCUUUGCGCAUGGGCUACCACCGUGACCCGUGCCACUUCCCCGAGAUAUCUUGUUUUGAAGGCGAGAUGCGGCGGCGAAUCUGGGCCAUGGUUCAUAUUUGCGAUACCUCAAUGUCUGUGCUCAGCGGGUCACCAAGGGUCAUAGCUGAAGGAUCGUGGGACACCAAACCGCCUCGGAACCUGCACGACAGUGACCUUGAUCCAGGCUGUACUACUCUUCCUGACUCACGCCCAGACUCGGAGUUGACUCCAGUGUCGUGUCCACUGGCCAGGUAUAAGCUGAGUCUCACCGUCGGCUGGCUGAUUGACGCCGACGUUUUUCAUGGUCUCUUAUUGCCUUCUGAAAUGCGACGCGCAGAGGCCCGCCUUGCAGAGACGUGGAAUACCAUCCCGGAUAGAUUCAAGUUUGAAUCACUGAGCAACUGUCUUUCGGAGUCCCCAGCAGGAAUGUACAUCAUGCUGCACAUUUCCCACCUCCUCAAGAGCCCCCGAUCGGCCGACGAUGGAGACCCUGCUGCGGGAGACGAUGCUGAGUAUGAACUGCACUCACGACGUAAAUGCAUACAUUCAGCCCUGCAAAACGUAGAAUUCCUGAUCAUUAUGGACACGGAAUCCCGACCCGGCGGCACUCUGACUAUGCUGAAGAAUAAGAUGUCCAUAUUCGCAGUGCACGAGUCCCUCGUCGCGACUGCGGUUCUCGGCACAUUCCUCUAUCAUUUCGGACCAUGGCCUGCGACUAGCGGUGUGGCCCACGGUAUUGACAUAGCGUACAUCGAGGCUACGUUGAGGAAUUGCAAGGAUACGUGGGUGCGAUGGAGCGAGUGGUCGUCGGACGCCAAAAGGGCUGUGGACUUGCUGGACCUGGUGUUCCAGAAGCUGGAUGGGAGCAUGGAGACGGUGCCGCUGAGUGAAUUUUCACUGGCGUUAGAUGGCAUGGGCUUGAACCUUGGCUGGGAUACUGAGUAUCUGUGA